Messenger RNA from Parnassius mnemosyne (clouded apollo), 1401 nucleotides. The record is from the annotation of a GenBank genome assembly. Lineage: Eukaryota; Metazoa; Arthropoda; Insecta; Lepidoptera; Papilionidae.
AUGGCCUUAAGUAAAGAAGAGAAAAAAGCUAAGAAAGAAGCCAAGAAAUUACAGAAAUUACGAGCCGAGGCCGAAGCAAGAAGAAAAAUAAAACACGAUGAACUUAAACGUGAAAUGGCUGCACAAGCACGGAGGCGUGGUGAAUUGGACAAGAAAUGGCGUGAGAUAAUGCUUAAGAUAAAAGAACCAAUCUUCAGGCAAGAUAUUGAGGUAAUGUUGCAUACUUUUGAGAGAACAUAUGAUAAGAAAAAUCAUCUUAUAAAGCAUAUUAUGAGUCUAAUUGACGUAGCUAAUGAUCAGUAUCAGCGAACAGUAUCAAGCUUUUGCGAUACGAUAGAUACAAUGAUUAUAAAUUUUUUAUCUGGUAUUGAAAAAAUAUCCAAGGAGAAUGACGAAAGAACAGCUGAGUUACUAAAAAUGGGUGAAAAUGAUGCGGCACGGAUUAGAACAGAUCACGAUGCUGCCGAAACACAUUUGCAAUUAUUAAUUUACCAUGGACAUACUACAGCUGAUUCUUUAGUUUGGACUACACGAGGAGAAAAUUUAGUAAGAGAAGACGAGGAACGAAAUAAAUACACAAGUGAACGUGUAAACCUUCGUUCACUUCUUGAAAACUCAUAUAAUUCUAUGUGGGAGGAUUAUAAAGCUGUUCUUAAAGCAUACGUUGUUAAUACUGCCGCCAAUCAAAAAGAGGUGCGUAAAUUGCGCCGUAAAGAAAAUUUAAUGGCAGACAUUAUUGCUUCUCAAGCAAAGAAAAUUGCAGAUAACGAUGGGUUACUAAAAAGGCUUCAUUCAGAACUAGUAGCAUAUGAAUCAGGCUCAAAACAAGCAGUUUUUCGAGAUCGUCGUGAUAGACAUCGAGCAGCUUGUUUUCGGUUAAAAAAGACUUUAAUGGACGGAUGUGAAAAGGAUACAAAGCAAAUGGCUGACUUAGUACGAGCAUCAGAUAGUGCAAUAGAAUGGCUAGAAAAUGCCCACAAAAAAGGAGAGAAAAUUCUGCGUAUGGCUGCACUAUGUCGCAAAUAUGAGACACAACGCGAAAAAGUAUUACCUUUCGGGUUAACCUUACCGCAUUCUCCUACACAUUCGAAGACAAACCUACGUAAACUACAAUCAGACGACUCCUUGGUUUUAAAAGCGAUAUCAACAACAUGCGGUUUAACGAGGCUUUGGCAACGAAUUGCACAUGCCGACUUAACACGUAAAGCCCUAGCACGAGAAAAAAUGUUAUUAGAAGAAGAAAACGCAAUUCUAAUGGAUCAAAUACAAGAGCGUAGUGAAAAUAAGUUUGAACCUAAAACAACGCAAUGUAUAUGUAACAAACCUGAGAGACAAUAUACUGUUUCAAAACCAGUACCGGUUGAUGGUGUGUUGGAAAUGUCUAAGUAUGGCAUCCAUUAG